Messenger RNA from Paramisgurnus dabryanus, 4747 nucleotides. It is a transcript of the gene kcnh2a, whose product is annotated as potassium voltage-gated channel, subfamily H (eag-related), member 2a. The record is from RefSeq and is a predicted model, not a curated record. NCBI's taxonomy places the organism in Eukaryota, Metazoa, Chordata, Actinopteri, Cypriniformes, Cobitidae. Gene Ontology annotation, cellular component: plasma membrane. Gene Ontology annotation, biological process: regulation of ventricular cardiac muscle cell membrane repolarization; regulation of heart rate by cardiac conduction; membrane repolarization during cardiac muscle cell action potential. Gene Ontology annotation, molecular function: inward rectifier potassium channel activity.
UCAAGAAACGCGCGUUCGUGUGUAGAUGAGGUAUAAAAGUACAUCUUGCAUUAAUGUGUGAGACCUGGCGGUACACUCACUCCAUAUAUAUCUCAUAAUUAAGCUAAACGGGGGUACUUGCAGAACUUUUUACCCCAUUAUAGUAGGACACAAUGCCUGUUCGUCGAGGACACGUUGCGCCUCAGAACACCUUCCUGGACACCAUCAUCCGGAAAUUCGAGGGUCAAAAUCGCAAGUUCAUCAUCGCCAAUGCUCGAGUGGAGAACUGCGCCAUCAUCUUCUGCAAUGAUGGUUUUUGUGGUAUGUGUGGUUAUACGCGUGCAGAGGUCAUGCAGAAACCGUGUACCUGCAGUUUUUUGUAUGGACCACAUACUGGAAGACCAGCUGUGGCCCAGAUGGCCAAAGCUUUACUGGGCUCUGAAGAAAGGAAGGUGGAGAUCUCCUUAUACAGGAAAGACGGUCUAUGUUUGCAGUGUCUUGUAGAUGUGGUUCCAUUAAAAAACGAAGAUGGCUUAGUCAUCAUGUUUAUCCUAAACUUUGAGCUUGCAGACCAGCUAGACAGAUCCCUGGGCAGCUCACCGAACAGAGACAUCGACUACAAACUCCCUAUACCCUGGCUCUCUAGAGCAAGAAGACGUCGGCUCAGGCUUUCCAUGCCUCUGCUCCGCUCCCUAAGCAAACAGUCUCUUCAUGAAGAUGCCGAAAGGGGCUACCUCCAGCAGAUGCCACACAUGGGCCACGAGUCAGUAGCCCUUGACAAACUCCUGUCUAUGCCAGAACGUUCUGCAUUAGGGGGAUCUGAGGUUUUGAUUUGGGAAGAAAAGGCCCAGACAGAGACCGAUGGUGAGCCACAGCCAUCAGAAGCAUCCCCUCCCCUUCCUCAGGGCUUUUCUCAGUCCUCCCCACGUUUGCCCAACCUCGCGUCAGGAGCAUCCCCAUCCAGCUGCAACAUGGCCCACAGUCGCUCCUGCGAGAGUCUUGGCGACAUGCGGCCUUCGGCCUCCACCAGUGACUUCAACUGGGACAGAAAGCUGCCCGUCAGACCCAGCAGCACAGGUGCCAUGAACCGCAAAGCUAGUUUACAGAAUGCUUCAGACUCAGAUCUCAAUCGGCUCCGGACUUCAGUUCGGGCCCCCCAGAUAACACACAACCUUAUAGAUAUGAAGCCGGAUCCCUUAAUCGCUGUUCCGCCCAGUGAGAUUGACAUCAUCGCCCCAUGCAAACUGAUAGAUCGGACACAUAAUGUCACAGAGAAGGUCACUCAGGUCCUGUCUCUGGGUGCGGAUGUUCUUCCUGAGUAUAAGCUCCAAGCUCCCCGCAUCCACAAAUGGACCAUUUUACACUACAGCCCAUUCAAGGCGGUGUGGGACUGGGUCAUCUUACUGCUCGUGAUCUACACGGCCAUCGUCACACCUUAUUCUGCAGCGUUCCUGCUCAGUGAUGAGACGCAGAUCAGCGUUGAGGAAGAAGAUGCCAUGAACCCUUGCUACUAUUGUAGUGCACUUAAUGUAGUGGACCUCAUUGUAGAUAUCAUGUUCGUAGUAGACAUUGUAAUUAACUUUCGCACAACGUACGUAAACAGCAAUGACGAAGUCGUGAGUCAGCCGGGGCGGAUAGCCGUACAUUAUUUUAAAGGCUGGUUCCUCAUUGACAUGGUGGCUGCCAUUCCCUUCGACUUGCUCAUUUACGGCUCUGGAGAGGAGACAACAACUCUCAUUGGCCUGCUGAAGACCGCUCGGCUGCUGCGAUUGGUGCGCGUGGCUCGUAAACUAGAUCGCUACUCUGAGUAUGGAGCUGCUGUGCUUUUUCUACUCAUGUGCACCUUCGCGCUGAUCGCCCAUUGGCUGGCCUGCAUCUGGUAUGCUAUUGGGAACGUGGAGAGAAGUUCCAAUUCUAAGAUUGGUUGGUUGGACUCUUUAGGAGAACAGCUGGGAAAGCCUUAUAAUAAUUCCAUACAUGGAUCAGGUCCCUCUAUUAAAGACAAAUACAUCACUGCGCUCUACUUCACCUUCAGCAGCCUCACGAGUGUAGGCUUUGGAAACGUCUCACCAAAUACCAACUCUGAGAAGAUCUUCUCUAUCAGUGUCAUGCUCAUUGGAGCGCUGAUGUAUGCUAGUAUAUUUGGAAAUGUGUCAGCUAUAAUCCAGAGGUUGUACUCUGGCACAGCGCGUUACCACACUCAAAUGCUGCGGGUCCGGGAGUUCAUCCGUUUCCACCAGAUCCCCAACCCACUCAGGCAACGACUGGAGGAGUAUUUUCAGCAUGCUUGGUCCUACACUAACGGCAUUGACAUGAAUGCUGUGCUGAAGGGGUUCCCAGAAUGCUUACAGGCAGACAUCUGUUUGCAUUUAAACCGUACCUUGUUGCAGAACUGUAAAGCUUUCAAGGGGUCCACUAAAGGCUGCUUACGUGCCUUGGCAAUGAAGUUCAAGACCACGCAUGCUCCACCAGGAGACACCUUGGUCCACGCGGGCGAUGUGAUUUCAGCACUCUACUUCAUUUCUCGUGGUUCUAUUGAGAUCUUAAAGGGAGAUGUAGUAGUGGCCAUUUUAGGAAAGAAUGACAUCUUUGGAGAGCCUAUUAACUGUUUUGCACGUCCUGGAAAGUCAAGCGCAGAUGUAAGAGCAUUAACUUACUGUGACCUUCACAAAAUUCACAGAGAGGAUGUACUGGAGGUCCUGGACAUGUAUCCAGAGUUCUCAGACUGCUUCUGGGGCAACCUGGAGAUCACUUUCAACUUGAGAGAUACAAACACUAAGGUUGGAUCAAUGAGCAGUGACCCUGACGAUUCAGACCAUGGCUGUCACGACAAUUUCUCACACAGGGAAAGGUUGUUCUUCAGUUCCAAGAAUGAGAGAAAUCUAGUGCUCCAAGAAAAAACACAGAAGGAAGAAGACAAACCCAACAGAAUGACUUACCAAGCACAGAAUCCGAUCAACGCUCAGGACAGACAAAUUGCUCAUAGGGACUCAGACAUUUUUGCCUCCCAGUCCAGCAGUGAUGACGAGGAUGAGGCCAAGCAUCCGUCUGUGUUAGUGGACUGCUCGCAAAGCCAUAUCACUAGCUUGGGCAAUGCUAAUGGGGAGAAGUACCAGAAAACCAGUAACUCUUUUAAUGCACUGUCAGGAACUCUUUCUGGCGUCUCAAACAUGUUCAGUUUUUGGGGGGAGAAUCGUGGCCAUCAGUACCAGGAAGUACCCAGCCACAGCAUAUCCUUCCCUUCAUCUUCAGUUCCAUCCAAUAUGAUCCUGCACAAUGUUCCUCAGCUCCAUUGCUCUGAGGUAGAGAACAGACUGGAACUGAUGCAGAGACAGCUCCAUCGACUUGAGAAGCGCAUGUCAACGGACAUCGGGGCCAUUAUGCAGUUGCUUCAGAGGCAGAUGGUGCAGGUUCCACCGGCAUACAGCUCGGUGACUUCUCCGGUAGAAGCAUCUGCAAAUCCACUCAAACCAGGCCAAAAACUGGUUCAGCCUGUCAACCCUUUAGAAACAGAAACACCGGAUAUUCCCUCUCAGAUUCUUCAUCCACAGGAAUUUGCUGACAGUCCUAAAAAGUCUAAUGAAAGCAUGUCGGGGGCAAUGGAGCUACUAGAAUGUUCCCUACAGCCCUCCUCUGAUGGUCAGGCUUUCAACCAGAGUUCUGCUGAGACAAAUACAGGGACAUGGCCGCAUAGCACGGGCCAAAAUUCAGCAAACCUCUCAGAUGAUCUAUCAGCGCACACUGAUGCACAGCAGGCUGAACAAGGAAAUGAUCAUUUAUAGGAGCCUUCUGGAACAGUUCAUCAUUUACAAGGUGGACCGAGGCUAGAUUUAGUGUCUAAUGAGUGGGUUUGAUUCCCAAAUACGAUUCUGAUCCUGGGAGUUAGGAGUGAAGUGUUUGUUUAAGCAUCCAAAGGCUUACAAACUGAAGGACCACCUAAAAGCAGAAAGUCCCUCCUACUUCAGGUUCAUAUUAAUUACCUCAGAAGCGUAGAGUCGAAAUUAAUGUCCCUGUAGUUUUGCAAGUUUGUGUUAGCUGGUCUAACAAUAUAGUUUUUACCUGUCUCUCGCUGAAAAUGUUUUAUUUCACAAAAAGUGUUCAUUUGUUAUUUUGAGCCAUAAAUGCAAUGAUUUGUAUUAGCAUAUCAGUUUUUUAAUAAUGCAGUUUUGUGUGUUGUCUGUAUCGAAAAGGUGUCUGAUGAAACAAUACACUGCACUGACUAAUCAUAAAAAGACUGGUUAAGGUUUAAGCCUUGGUUCAGUUUAUGACAAAGAAAUUUUUUUAUCUCAGGUGGCAGAACACAAGCUCAUCUCAUGUAGAUGAAAUACCUCCAAAUAAGUCAGUCCAGGAAAGAUUGAUACCUGCUGUAUAAUAUGACUCAGCUCUUUAAAGUGCAUGAGUAAAAGCAUGUGUUAAUAUCUUUCUCUGCACAGAUUUUCCAACAAAGUAUAUUAUCACUAAAUAUCAUCUGUUUGACCAAAGGGUCAAAUUAUGUGUAGAAUGUGAUUUAGAAAGUAUAAAUUAAGAUCAUAUGUGAAACAUCCAUAUCAGCAGUGCAGUUAAUGUAGUAAAUGCCAGACACCUUUUAGUAGUAAAUCAUACCUUUCAAGAAAGAUAUUAUUAUGAAAUGUGACAUAUAAAAGGAGUAUAGCUGGGAAUGUUAUAAUGUAUUUAUUAAUUUAUUGCAAUCUUGUGUAGGAGUAUUUAUUGUUAGUUUAUUAUACAUUUACUAUUGUGCAGAUUUGAUCUAUAAACUUGGGUCAUAUUC